This is a messenger RNA of Scylla paramamosain (green mud crab), 6480 nucleotides long. It is a transcript of the gene Marf1, whose product is annotated as meiosis regulator and mRNA stability factor 1-like. Lineage: Eukaryota; Metazoa; Arthropoda; Malacostraca; Decapoda; Portunidae. Gene Ontology annotation, cellular component: cytoplasm; peroxisome. The transcript has 25 exons. The record is from RefSeq and is a predicted model, not a curated record. Gene Ontology annotation, molecular function: RNA binding; CCR4-NOT complex binding; RNA nuclease activity. The coding region runs from base 137 to 5569 and encodes 1810 amino acids. Gene Ontology annotation, biological process: regulation of gene expression.
UUGGUCAUGUAAGCAGGGAGUCACUGGUGUUGUUUACUUGUGGAGGCGAAGCCAGCUGAGCGGCGGUGUGUGAGUCAGGACCGCGGUGUUAGUUUGUAGGUUAGCAGCUACAAAGUUGGACUGGAAAAGAAACACCAUGGCUGGAAAAUUAGAAUUCCCUGAGAGUUUACCUCCACCACCAAGUCCACCUUGCACCUUACUACUUGGACCUACAGAUUUUUCCUUUCCAGUGGAAAAAUGUCCAAGUUUUGAUAGUACCUCAAACUCUUCCUGUGAUACUACCAGUAUGACAAGUUGUAGUAUUAGUUAUACAACCAGCAGACAUGCUAAUGAUCAGUGGUUUUAUAGUUCUAGCAGCACUAGCAGUUCUGUAUCUGGAGCAUAUCCUGACUCUUUGAGUUUUGAAGAUUAUGGGCCAGUAAUGGCUAAAAAAGAGCAUGAAAGUCUUUAUCCAUUGAUGGAAAUAAUGGAUGGGAAAGAAGUUGUUACAAUUACCACAUCUGACAUAACUCAUACUAGCAACACACUUUCAGCAUCAGGAUCACACUUUUCUUUGCCUUAUAAGGGUAUGCAGACGAUGUCCUCAAGAGAAAUAGAUAAAAACAGUAAUAUGAAAUGUCUACCACAGACUUCUGAAUACAAUGGAGAUUUAAACACAGAAGCUAAUUUAGACUCUACCUUGAUGACACCUGGAGCUUUUUUAUCAGAGUCAUUAUAUUUUCUAUAUAAUGGACACAUUCCAUGUAGUUUCACUCCUUCAGAUACAUCUGUAAAAGGUACAGAUAUUUAUGAAAAUCCUGAUGUGAGUACAAAAGUGGAUACUUGGAGUUACAGUAGACAAGAUUAUCUAAGAGCCACUCCACAAAUGCCCCAGUUAAAUUGUAAAGGUUUGAAUUCAAAAGAUGGUUUUAAGCCAUUGGAUGUGUUAUUGACUCCAAAGAGAUUUACUCAUUCACAAGACACAGAGUCCAGCAAUGAAAACACAUCCUGUGGUCCUGAAGUGGAUUUGAUAUCUAAUGCAGAUGAUUUUGAACAAGAUUUGAAAUGUAUAGAACAACUGGAGGAAGAAGAUCAAAAAGAGACAGACAGACAAGCAUGUCAAAAGAGUUCUUAUGAUUUGGGACGUCUUCUACCAAUUGGAGUAUUUUGGGACAUAGAAAAUUGUCAGGUACCAAAGGGUUUAUCUGCUACGCAUGUUGUUCAAGCCAUCAGAACACGAUUCUUCAGCAAUCAUCGGGAAGUGGAGUUCAUGUGUGUUUGUGACACUUUGAAGGAGAACACUACCAUACUUGAAGAACUGAACGAUGCUCAGGUAAAUGUUAUGCAUGUUGGCAGCACUGUGAAGAAUGCUGCUGAUGACAAACUCCUGCAGAGUAUGCGGCGCUUUGCUGACAUCCAUGGUCCUGGUGCUACCAUUGUCCUUAUAUCUGGUGACUCCAACUUUGCCACAGAACUCUAUGAUUUAAGAUACAGAAAAAAUCUCCAUGUGAUACUUGUCCACAAUGCUCAUGCUCAAGAUUCCCUGAAGCUUUCAGCACAUGAAACAGCACUGUUCACUGAGGUUACACAGCAGCUACCACAGCGUGUUAUGAAACCAAAGAGUGGCUUUCUUCGGAAAGAUAUAUUGGUACGAAAUUUACCCAAGGGAAUAGAAGAGUCAUCUGUGCGUCGCCGUCUCAAUAUGCUGUCAGCAAACUGUGGGGGCAAAGUUGGACGUGUAUCAGCAAAUUGUGCCACCAUAUACUUCCAGACACCUGAGUUGGCUGCACGGGCAAAGAAAAGACUAGAUGGUGAGGAUGUUUAUGGCAGCCGAAUAUGUUGCAGUUUUGGAAAAAAUGUAGAUAAAGAAGGCCCAAGAAUUGAUUCAAGUGGGAAGUGGGUGCAGGAGUCCACUCAUGAUAGAGAACCUGAUUUACCACAAAAUUUUGAGACUAGAGAGAUUCUCAGAUACAAUAACAUUCCACAACAAACCAUGGGAGAAGUGGCAGCACCUGGAUUGCCUUGGAGAAUGAAGGACUCUCUUGGUGAUAGUGCAACCAUGCAGCAGCCUUACUCUGCAUUCACAACAUAUGGGAAUUCUCCAUCAGUUUCUCUUCCACCUGAUGAACAGCCAUGUGUGCAGAGAUCAUGGCAAAGCAAUAAUCACCGGUUGCCUGGGAACCCCAAAAUUGGUGGCAUGAGUGGAAGCUUCUCAGGAUUGAGCAGAGACUACACCUUGCAUAACAGAGAGGGCAUUGAAGAAAGUUCUGGUGGUAAUCAGCCUCUGUAUAUGGACAGAAUACAAGAUAAUUUUUAUAAAGGCCGCUAUCAAAAACCAAGUUUCAGGAUGAGUUCACCUCCAGCAUUUUCCUUUUACCCUCGCAACUCUGAUUCAUAUCUCUUCAGCAACAUGUCCAGAGGGAGAAGUCCUUCCCCACAAGCAGGUGGAAGAAUAAGUCCUCUAAAGAACACAUGGAAUGCUCCUGUAACUACAGAUAUGCAAAAGCAUCUCUGUUCUGGUAUCCAGGAAAUCUCUGUAGGAGCUUCAGGAUCAGGAACAAAUUUAGGAAGCACUGAUCAACUGCCUGUGGAUCUGCAGGUAGCUAAUUUGGACCAGAACAUUGAUGCUAGAGAAAUGAAGCGCAUUCUGUUCACAGUGUUCAGGGAUCAUGUAAUGGUACUGCACAUAUCAGUGUUUGUACAAUCAGAUGGAAAUUUAGUAGCAUCUGUGCGUGUACCAUCACACCAGGAUGCUCAGUAUGCUAUAUCACAACUCCAUCGAAAGAAAAUUGGGGCCAAAAGAAUUAUAAUAUCUUAUGUCAGUGAUAAUCAGCCUUCACCUGAAAUCAAAAGAUCCAAGGUCAUCAUGUUGCUUCAAGAGGUUCCAGGAAAAAAACUUCCUUUAUUCAAGUUUCGUGAAUUGUAUGAAAGACGUUUCAAUGAAACCAUUGGAGUGUCAGAAAUGUACAAUAUGAGAGAUAUUGUUACAGUCUCUGAUAGUUUCACUGGAAGAAUGGUAAUGCUUCAUCCAGAGUAUCGCCAUCUUCAACCUCCAGACUUGCCAGAGGUUAUGGAGGAAACAGAAGGCAGCUGUUCUAGAUAUUGUAAAUUACACAGUACUGAACCAGAUGAGUCUAUUGGAUGGGCAGAGCGAGACCAUAACACAAGCUUGCCUAAUGUUGGCUUAAUACUGCGGGAUCUCGGUGCUGCCAUUCAUGCUUUGUUGCAGUCUCACUCUGGCUUUCUGCCUCUUGCUAGUCUUGUUGAGUGUUAUCAGGCAGAGCUUGGCCCAUUAGAGGAAUGUGAAGGAGGUGUGCCCCUUGAGCACUUGAUUUCUUGCUUACCCGGCAUAUGCAUAGUUAAUGCUGCUGCAGGAUUCAAGUACAUUAAAUGGGCUGAAAAUAAAGUCUUGGAUGAGGCAGAUGAACUAGCACGAAGUGUAAGCCCUCCUCUUGUUGAGCAAUUGGCACUCUUUUCACGUGAGCUGGUGGACCUGUUUAAGACUUUUCCACAUUGUCGUCUUCCAUUUUCUAGAUUUAUACCAGCAUACCACCACCAUUUUGGUCGCCAAUGUAGAGUUGCUGAUUAUGGAUUUACCAAACUUGCUGAUUUAUUUGAUGCUCUGCCUCACAUCAUUCAAAUACUAGGAGAGGGAAACAAGCGCAUUUUGACGCUGGCCCACAAAGCACAAAUUAAGCGGUUUUCUUCUGAUCUACUGAGAGUUUUGAAGGGACAGCCAACCAAGUCAAUCACGCUUGAAACUUUUCCUUCAGCAUAUGAGAAGGUUAUUAAUCGGAAAUGGAAUGUUGUUGAUUAUGGAGUUUUUGAUAUUGAAGACCUUUUAACAGAAGUUGGUGAGACCACUGUGAUUGUUACUAGGUCAGGUACAGAGGUAACAGUUGCAAUACCUAAAAGAGAACAGACAUCUGAGGAAAUAGAAAGAACAAGACUGUUUGCUGCAGAGGUGGUAGAGCUCCUGCGUCACUCGCCACAGUGUAAGAUGCAGUUCAAUAGAUUCAUACCUGCAUAUCAUCACCACUUCGGAAGGCAAUGCAGGGUAGCAGACUAUGGUUUCAGCAAACUCAUCGAACUCUUUGAAGCAAUACCAGACAUUGUACAAGUUUAUGAUGAUGAUGAUGAAGGGGAAAAACAGCUACAACUUGUAGAGCGUGAACGUAUCAGGGUGCUGGGAGAGCAAGUUGGAGCAGUUGUCAGAGGAGCACCCUCUCAAGCUAUAAAGAUAUCAGCAUUAACUCGAGUAUUUACUCGGUACUAUGGAUGUUCUCUCAAACCCUCACAGUAUGGUUCAAGUUCGCUGGUUGAAUUGAUUGGAAAACUUCGGAAUCACGUUAAGUUGGUUGAAACAGAAGGUGAACCAAUAGUUGCAUUGGUGGAUCGUGGACAUGUCCAUGAAAUAAUGACAAGGACUCGUACAAUUUUGUGGGAUGUUCCUGAAGGUUCUCUUACUUUGGACAAAUUUAUGGAGACCUAUAAGGAGCACUACAAUACUUCACCCAGCUUGGAAAUAAUGAAGAAAGAUUUGGAGGGCAUUGUCAUAAUAGAUGAUGAUAAAGAUGCUAAAAUAAGUCUUGUACCAUUGCAACUGUUUGUAAGGGAUUUACUGACUUUACUGCAUGAAGCUGGAGGCCGUAUGAAUCUUACGAACUUUGACACUGCCUUUGUUGAUCGAUUUGGGGUUGCAUGUCGUCCAGCAGCAUAUGGAUUCCCAAAUAUUGUUGCAUUAGUUCAAUCUUUGGGAGAUCUGGUGACUGUUCGAGGGAAGGGAAUGAAAAGGAUCCUUGUUCUCAAUCAAGACUUUCUUCCUACACCUUCCAUUUCAAACAUGACAAGUCAGAGUGUAUAUGGAGAUGGUGGUAAUAGUGUGGCUGCAAGUAAUGAUCCCAGCCUACAUGCUUCAUCUUCUCAGCUGCCACUAUCUCACAGUGUUUCAAAUACUGCACACUAUGAAUAUCAGCAGUUAAUGCAAGCAGACUCCAGCACAAGUGCUCAUUUAGUUAUGAGUGUAAAUCCCUCCCCUCACCAUCAACCGUAUCAAUCUUCUUCUCCUGUGGUAUACCCAGGCUCUCCUGCAGCAAGUGGAGGUUCUAUGGUGUGGGGUCAGAUGUGGUCCCCUCAAUACCCAGUAAUGUCACCACUUUCUCCUGCCCAUUAUAUGGUGCCAACAAUACCAGUGAGCUGGGGCAGUGUUUCAGCUUCUCCAGUUGGUGCUGUAAACUCAGAUGGUACUCCAGCUCAACUUCAGUCCAGCUUGGCACCUCCAGUUUCAAUACAUACACUUGAUGAGCUUGUGAAACAGGGUAGUAAAGUAAGUGAUGCCUUCACCUCUCCACCAAAUGCCUGCGAGCUCCCCACUCCUGAUCUUUUCACUCAGGUGCACCCACCAGACAUUCCACCUGGAGGAACUGUUAAUUACUCAGAAGGAGAGCAGAAAACUGCAUGUAGGGAAGGGGGAGCAACUGAUAACUGGAACACUAGCAAUAUAAGUGAAAAAGUAGAAGUGACUUUAGUUUCUGCUGUGCCAAAGCUUCAGACCAAAAGGAGAAUUGCUGCCCAAUUCACAUCCAGGUGAUAGGUUUUGGUGAUGUCUGAUGUUCUUGUUUACAUGUCUGUUUUUUGCAGUAACUCUAAUUUUUUUUUUAUUGAUAAACAUUUAGUAUAUUUUGGUUUUGUAAUUAAAAUUGUUAAUACUAUGUGAUUUUGAAUAAAAAAGAUAAAAAGCAAUUAUUGCUUAAAAUCUUAUUGCAUAUAUAAAUUGCAACUACUUGAAAUGUAACACAACUUACUUUUCAUUAUUUCAUUCUGACAGUUUUGGACUUUUAAAUGUGUAUGACAAGCUGAGUAUUUUUACUUUUAUAUUAGUUGGCUUCAUUGAAAAAUAUAUAUCUGAUCUCAAUUUCAUCAAAAUAUGAUGAAUAUUUUAACAAUGAAGUGUGGUGUAUUUCUCUGUAUGUAUUAUAUAAAAUGUAUGUAUUAUAUAAAAUAAGGUCUGUUGUUAGUGUAGUAAUCAUGACAUUAUUACCAUUCAUAACCUUGCAAAAUUAAUAAGUUUUGUUAUUAUGUGUAAUUUGAAUUGUUGAUGUGUUGUGAACUAUGCAUUUAUGCAGUGAGCAUUUUUUCAAAAUUGCUAUGCAAUUGUUGUAUAGUUUUCAUUACUUUGUUGUUCAGUGUUUCUUGAUAUACAUAUAUUUGAGUUAUGAAAGAAAGCCAAAUAAGAUAUAUUUUGUAGACUACAUAUUUUGUUAACUAUUUUAUAUUGCAUUCUGUCCCUGAGUUGCUGAUUUUCACUGUGUGUGUGUGUGUGUGUGUGUGUGUGUGUGUGUGUGUGUGUGUGUGUGUGUGUGUGUGUGUGUGUGUGUGUGUGUGUGUGUGUGUGUGUGUGUGUGGACACAAGAGUAAAUAUUUCUCUCUCUCUCUCUCUCUCUCUCUCUCUCUCUCUCUCUCUCUCUCUCUCUCUCUCUCUCUCUCUCUCUCUCUCUCUCU